GAACGGAUCGAGAGAGAGAGAGAGGCAUCAGUGGAGGAAAACAGGGCGGACGUGUUGCAUCGUUGUCGCGCGUCCGUAGAAGACAAGUGAGAACGAGGGGGACGAUCGAACGAGAGGGUUGGCCACGACGAACGAUUCGCGAACAAUAAAUUCCCUGAACCUGUUUGCGAGAAGGAAGGAGAGAACAAAAGAAAGAAAGAAAGAAAGAAAGAAAGAAAGAAAGGAAAAGAAAUUAAAGAGAAAAGAACGACGAAAUAUUAUCAAAGAUAUAGACGAUAAUCGAUUAUUUAACGAGAGAGGAAGAGGGAGCUCUUCGUUAUCUAUUUGUCUCUUUCUCUUUCUCUUUUUCUUUCUCUUCCUUCGUAUCUCUAUCUUUCUUUCUCUCUUCGGUGAGCGAUCGGUUCGCCGAUCUACAUACGUUCUACCGGAUACGGCCAAUGAAGGCACGUAAGAGCCGCGAGAAACAGGGAGAACUUGAAGAACUCGGGGGCGUUUUAGGGGGUUCUGGAGGCGGCACCUUAACCUUGGGAGGACGUCACAAGCCCGAGGAAUUGGCAACCUUAGCAGCUAACACGAGAUUUUCAAGAAAGGAGAUACAAUUGAUCUAUCGCGGAUUUAAGCAAGAGUGUCCUUCCGGAUUGGUCGACGAGGAAGCUUUCAAACAAAUCUUCUCGCAAUUUUUUCCACAGGGAGAUGCCAGCCAGUAUGCUCAUUACGUGUUCAACACUAUGAAGAGGAAACACUCCGGUAAAAUAAGUUUCGAGGAGUUCCUGACGAUUCUAUCAAAAGUAUCUCGAGGUUCGGUGGAGGAGAAGUUACAGUGGGUUUUCGGAUUAUAUGAUCUAGAUGGCGAUGGAUUAAUCAGCAAGGAAGAAAUGUUGGAUGUCGUUGGAUCCAUUUAUGAAAUGCUGGGUCGUUAUACUCAACCGCAAAUAGUCGAGCCGCAUUUGGCUGCACGCGAACACGUCGAUCGUAUAUUCCAUCUAAUGGAUGCGAACAAGGACGGCGUUGUAACUAUCGAGGAAUUGGUGCAAUGGUGUUCUAAGGACGAGCAAUUAUUACGAAGUCUCGACACUCUAGACACAGUAUUGUGAGAGUUUAACGUUAUUUUCGUAUCUUUUCCAUUAAGUUAUCAAAAGCUUUUUCAUUUUCUUCCGCGAUCGAUAACGUACAGCGUAUAAAAGAGUUUCAUGAGUUCCAUUUAUGGAGGACGACCGUUCUAUAUUAAAUUCCGAUAAUAUUGUAUCUUCGAAUCUCUUUCUUACUAUUUCGAUAUAUUAUGAAAAAAAAGAAAGAAAACAAGAUUAUGCUUAGAAAAAAAUGUAUAUUUCGAGUUAACAGGGAUAGCAUAAAAACAGGAUCGUAUCGUAUAAACCUUAAAGGCAAUCAAAUCAUGGAUUUUUAAUGUUUCAAAAUAGUCACUGGUAUAGAAAUAUAGAAUGGUACGUCUCCUGAUAAUGACACUAUGAAAACUAUUUCAAUACGCGUUUGUAAAUAUGUAUGUACCUACCCUACCUACCCAGUCUUUCAACCGUGCCACGUCAGAGUACGAUAAUUGACAUUAUCGAAACUUUCAGCGGACAUCGUUCAAAUAGCGUGUCACACACUUAUAACUUUAUUAAAAUAUAGGAACUAUAUUUUACUUUAACGUAACUUCCACGAUUCAUGAUUACCGAUGAAAAUUUAGGUAGACGAAUUUCUUAAAAUUUUACUUUAAUUAUAUCGAUCGAUCGAUAUAUCGUAUACUUUAUUUCUUAAUUAAUUAUAAUAAAUCGAAAUAUAUCUUUAACGCUUUUUCUAAUUUUCAUCAAGUUCGACAUAAUUUAUUCUUUAGCUUUCUACACAUCGAUUUACAAAUGUACGAUUUUUAUACUUUUUCAUAAAUUUUAACUUAUAUUUAAAGCUUUGAAAUGACUGUUCCAAUGCAUAACCGUGACAGAAAAAUGCCAAAAAAAUAAAAUGAAAAAAAAAAAAAAAGAAAGAAAAGAAACGCGAACGGAUUUUGAUAUUAAAAACGUCAAAAGUGGAAGUACGUGAUAUCAAAGAGCUGAUUUCGCCGAAGAUAAUCUUAGAAAUUAAUAAUGGUGAAACUACAACAAAAUGAAUAAAAGAAAAUUAGAUUUUUUCGAUGCAACAAUUUUUCCUGGGGCCUUUUAAAUGCUAGUUAUGCUCGUUAAAAUGAAAAAGAAAAAAAGAAAAAACGUCUUUAUUCGUAUUUUAAAAUGAAAUCUUAGAGAAAUUCUCCGUGACCAUCUUUAAACGGAUUUUAAACAACAUUCCUCACUUAUAAGUGAUUUUAUCCAAAAUUAUAAACCUAUUAGCGGGCAUAUGUGUCUUAUCCAAAGGAUAAAGUGAAGAAAAAAAAUGAGAGACAUCCCAACGGAGACAUCGUCAUAAUGUGA
Vespa mandarinia (Asian giant hornet) is the source of this 2402-nucleotide messenger RNA. RefSeq names its product A-type potassium channel modulatory protein KCNIP2. Lineage: Eukaryota; Metazoa; Arthropoda; Insecta; Hymenoptera; Vespidae. Gene Ontology annotation, molecular function: calcium ion binding. The record is from RefSeq and is a predicted model, not a curated record.